Molecule: messenger RNA, 1620 nt
Organism: Ostreobium quekettii
Lineage: Eukaryota; Viridiplantae; Chlorophyta; Ulvophyceae; Bryopsidales; Ostreobiaceae
Source: the annotation of a GenBank genome assembly
AUGCAGCGGCGGCGUUCCGAUGUGGUUCCGGAGUGGCUGUCCUUAAAAUGGUCCUACUUUCGUGCUGCCUUUGUUCAUAGAAAUGUGAAAGUGGCGCCCUUUAAGCCACACAGCAAGGCAGCCCAGUGUGUGGUUUGGAAGUGGCUGGCUGGCUGGGAAGUGGCCCUGAUCAUGGCUGUUUUCCGUACCCAGGCGCAGGCUGCGUCUCUGUCCCGCAGCCCAAAUGGCAUGCUGUUCUGCAUGACGUUGGCCUGGAGGAAGGUGUACAGCACUGCUGCCAAGCGAUCCUUUUCAGAGGACGGCGGCGCUUCGCCUUCCUACCUUUUUCCAACAAUUUUUGCAACACUGGCAGCUUCUCUGCUCGGCACGAUGGGAACAGCCAGUGCCGAGUCCAAGAAGAUGACUUCCGAGGAGGAGGUCAUGGCCGUGUUGGCUGACAUGGAUCUGUCGAAGAACCAAAAGAAGUUUGGUCCGGGCAACUCAAUGUAUAUUGCACCAGACAACCUGCGUCUAGUAAAGAAACUCAACGAGGGAACUUUUGGCCAGAUUUGGCUGGGGGAGCUGAGGGACGGCACCCACGUGGAGGAGGUGGCCGUCAAGCUACUAUCUGAGGAAUUCCUGGCCCGGGAAUGCCUGGCAGACCUCCUUAAGGCAGAGGCCCUCAUCUUUCAUCGCGUUUCCACCCGCUGCCACCAUGUGUGCCGCCUCUAUGGUGUGGCCUGCAAGGGCGAUCAGGUCUGCCUGGUCAUGAAGCUGUACAAGAAGAGUCUCCACGACCUGUUGCGAGAGAGCCAAGGUCACAUGCCUCUUGCUGACAUCCAAAAGUAUGGAGAGCAGGUGUGCAAGGGAUUGGCGGAGCUGCACGAGCAGGGGGUGAUCAUGCAGGACCUGAAACCUGCUAACGUGCUGAUCGACGAUCUUGACCACGCUGUGCUUGCGGACUUUGGGAUGGCGAGUUUCGUGGAGAGGGAGAAUGGGGCGUCAGUGGUGACGGCUGCGAAGGGCACGCCCUCGUACAUGGCGCCCGAAGCCUGGGACCCCAGACACAUGGGGGGCAUGUCCACCAAGACCGAUAUGUGGAGCCUUGCAUGUGUCAUCAUCGAGCUCUACACGGGCAUGCCGCCGUGGCAUGGGCUGGAGGUGCAGGCUAUUGCGGGCAAGGUGAAGGACGAGCAUCGGGUGCCACGUGUGCCUCGAGGCUUGCCUGCACCACUGGCCUCUGCCCUGCAGAAGUGCCUCUCCUUUGAUCCGGAGGAACGUCCACAGGCCAGGGAGGUGCUGGAGGUGUUCUUGUCCACCUGGGAUGUGCCCCAUGAAUACGAGGACGAGGAUCGCAGGUACGCCAAUGCAGCCCAGGGGUUCACUGGACCGCCGAUGAUGAUCCAAGGCUCCUACUGGGUGCCAGACCCGUCGGCGGCACAGCAGUGGCCCAUCAUGAUCCAGGGCUCACUGUACGUGCCGCCAAGCGAAGAGGAAGACCCGCCCAUGAUCCAGGGCUCCCUUUAUGUGCCCAGCGGCACAUUGCUGAAGAGGUCGCCAAGCCUGAAGCAGCUGCAGGAGAGCGACAAAGACCUGUGCAAGGCAGUGUCCAGGUUCGCGCAGAUCGUGGAGGCUGUCUGA